Messenger RNA from Pocillopora damicornis (cauliflower coral), 5882 nucleotides. Its product is annotated as myoferlin. The record is from RefSeq and is a predicted model, not a curated record. Gene Ontology annotation, biological process: plasma membrane organization; membrane fusion. Gene Ontology annotation, cellular component: membrane. Lineage: Eukaryota; Metazoa; Cnidaria; Anthozoa; Scleractinia; Pocilloporidae.
UUGACGGGCCAUCAUGGAUGAUGAUGGGGAUGCUAUACCCUCCCCUCCCCCACCUGCUCCAGCCCCAACUCCAUCUUCCCCAGUAGAAACUCCACAGCCAGUUGAGAGAGCAGUUACUCCAGAACCUCCACGUGAGACAGAUGAGGGUCAAUCAAAGGUUGAGCAGCCAUCCAAAUUGAAGGAUGAGAGGCCAGAAGGCACAAAGACACCACCUGGUGGAAGUCAGGAAAGGAUGCAUGAAAAACUACCUGGAACAGAGGAUUUACUGGCAAAAAGUGAAGCAAGGAAGAAGCUGCCAGACAAAAAUCUUGAUUUUCAGGUGAGGGUUAGGAUUAUCGAGGGUCGUCAGCUUGCAGGAGCUAACAUCAGCCCUGUGGUCCGUGUGACAAUGGACAAUCAGUCACGGCAGACUAAAGUCAUCAAAUCAACCAACAAGCCAUUUUAUGAUGAGGUGUUUUUCUUCAAUUUCAAUGUUACACCACACAAACUGUUUGAUGCUCAAGCCCUGUUUGAGGUUUUUAAUUCCAAGAAAUUAAGAGCAAAUGCAAUGGUGGGGAGUUUUCAGUGUGAUGUUGGAUUCUUCUAUGAUGAACCUUCUCAUUCUGUACUAAGGAAGUGGAUACUUUUAUCUGACCCAGAGGAUAAAAUGGCAGGAGCAAAAGGCUACUUGAAAGUUACAGUUAUGGUUCUUGGACCUGGUGAUGAAGCCCCAGUAGUGACGAUAACUGAGGAUCAAGAUGACCUUGAUGAUAUUGAAGAUAACUUGAUCCAACCUCCAGGCAUGAUGCUUAGACCUGCAGUUUUCUCCUUGAGAGUGUAUAGAGCUGAGGAUAUUCCACAGAUGGACUCUGCUGUAUGUGAGACAAUUAAAAAAUCCUUUGUUGGUGGGGAGAUGAAAGAGUUGGUUGACCCUUACAUGAUGUUCUCAUUUGCUGGCAAAGAAGCAAGAACGGAUGUACACAAAAAUUGUGAUCACCCUGAAUUCAAACAAGAGCUACAUGUUCCAUUUCAGUUCCCUACAAUGGCAGAAAAAUUAAAGUUGCAGUUAUGGGACUGGGACAAAUUAAGUGGCGAUGACUGCAUUGGAACGUAUUACCUUCCCAUGUCUGAAAUAUCUGGACAAGGAGAGGAAGGUUACCUGCCAAGGUUUGGACCCUGCUUCAUAAACUUUUACGGCUCCACAAGAGAAUACUCAGAUCUUCCUGAUGAAUUUGAUGAUUUGAAUAUUGGCGUUGGUCAGGGUGUAGCAUACCGUGGCCGAGCUUUAGUUGAGCUGGAGACAAAGUUGGACACUCAACCUACCAAGAUGGUCGAAGAAGUACUAAAUGAUGACAUUAUACGAGUUCAGACUUAUCUACGUCGGCGUAAAUACAAGCUGUUUGCCUGCUUCCUGGAAGCCACACUGGUCGCUUGUACUGAUGGACCUGUUACUUUUGAAAUAAGCAUAGGUAACUAUGGAAACCAGCUGGACUUGUCAGUGCCGCCCUCGUCGUCUUCUACGUCACCAACAAACGCCAUAUUUGAUGGAAGCUACUAUUACUUCCUGCCAUGGAAUGAUAUUAAACCGUGUUGUAAUGUAGAUAGUCACUGGGAAGAUAUCGCCUUCAGACUGGAGCCACGAAAUAUUCUGACACGGAUAUGUGAACAACUUGAGUCAGACUUGGAAAAAGUUCAGCUGGCUGUUUCUGAGAAAGCAACUCUAACAACCGUUGCUGUUCUUACAAUUAAAAUGCUGGAUACAUUGAUAGAGAGCUGCAGAAAACCGCUUCCGCAGUUGGCAGCCAAAACACCCGGAAUCAACGAUCUUGAUCUGAAGAGAAGAGACACACGAGAAAGUGAAUUGAAAUGUAUCAUCGAAGAGGCCUCAAAACUUCGUACAAGUGCGACUGACGUAGAUGAAACGAUUGGAGUCGUGGAGGAUUUUUUAAAGAAGCUUCAUUUCCUUGCAGUAGAGCCGCAGAAUAGUAUGCCAGAUGUGGUGAUUUGGAUGAUGAGUGGAGAGAAGAGAAUAGCUUAUCAUCGUAUUCCUGCCUAUGAUCUUCUGUACUCAACACAUGCAGGGGCUCGUGGAAAAUACUGCGGAAAGACACUGGAUUUAUUUAUGCAGUACCCCGGAAAGAAACAGUUUAACCUAGAGGACUACCCAGAAGUUCCCGCUCAAGUCCGCGUCAUGCUGUGGCUUGGACUUGAGAAAGACCAAGAGGCCUGGACUAACCGCCAAGAGACUGAGGGCGACUUUUGCGUAUUCGCGGAAACGUACGAGAACCAAAUGAGUGUGCUUGGUAACUGGACUGCUAAAGGACUCCCACGGCCUGCCUGGUCAAAUGCUGGUGGAACGCUGAAGCUGUUAAAGGACUCGUUUAUUCCUCCUGAUGGCUGGAGUUUUGAUGGAAAGUGGUUUGUUAAUCCAGAGCUAAGCUUAGCGUAUGAAAAGGACUCAGGCUGUAAAAGUUUUAUGGAGGACGUGUUUGAGAACGAAGAACGUUUUCCUGGGGGACACUGGUCGCCAGCGUCAGUAAAUUGGACCGACAUUCACGAAAAUGCUGCCACUGCUAAGGACUCAAUAGUUGCCCCUGAAGGCUGGGAGUGGACUUCAGAAUGGAACGUGGACACCAACAGGGCGGUGGAUGAGGACGGCUGGGAGUACACUGUAGACAUAAGUAUAGGAAGUUAUGUGGCAGUGGAGAAAACGUAUCAUAUGUCGAGGAGAAGGAGAUGGGUUCGCAGCAGAAGCUUGGUGAAAUCUACCCACAAAGAGGAAAAGGGCCAGGAAAAGGUCGACACAGAGGGGUGGGAAUAUGCUGCAGUGUUUUCAUCAAAGUUUCACAGCAAAUGCCGCACUCGAGAUUUGGUUCGGCGUCGAAGAUGGCAUCGAAAAAUGGUUCAAACAGAUCCGACAGCGCCAGCUGUGUUUCAAAUUUCUGACGAGGGUAGAAAGGGAAUAAUGAUGGUGCCCCGGAUGUUCAUCACAUUUGAAAAACCUCACAAGUAUCAGCUGAGAGUGUACCUAUUUCAAGGGCGGGACCUCCUGCCUGCAGACCCUGAUGGACUGUCUGAUCCCUAUGUCCGCAUUUCUUUUGGUACUCAGAGUCAGGUAUCAGAGAUCAUUCACCGCACACUGUGCCCCACUUGGGACCAGACACUCAUCUUUGAAAAUGUCUACAUCUACGGCAGUCCUGAAAUCACUGAGGCAUCACCUCCACGUGUCGUCUUGGAACUCUUUGAUCAAGACCCUGUGGGUAGAGAUGAGUUUAUGGGUCGCUGUGUGGAGUCACCUGUUGUUAAAUUAAAUGGCCAGGCACCGCCAGCUCCAAGACUUCUUUGGGAACCAGUGAAAAAAGGCACGGAAGAUGGCGGGGAAAUUUUGGUUGCGUUCGAGCUUUUCCUGGACGAGGGAGCUGACUUACCUUACUUUCCACCCACCAAAGAACACAAACCGUCAUUGAAGAUGGUACCCAGUGGAAUCAGACCCGCGGUUCAGCGCACAGCUAUUGAGGUCUUAUGCUGGGGCGUUCGAAACAUGAAGAAGUUUCAACUGGCCAAUGUCUCCUCGCCAAGCAUCGAGUUCGAAUGCGGAGGUCACGUGAUUCAAUCGUCGACUAUUAAGAACACUCAGAAAAAUCCCAACUUUGAUGAGCCGCUGUUCUUUUUUGACACGUAUCUUCCUAAAGAGGAACUCUACACUCCACCCAUGAACAUCAAAGUGCGGGAUAACCGCUCAUUUGGCCGCCGACCCAUUGUCGGUGUUUACUGCAUCAAGUCACUGCAGCCUUACAGGUGCUUGCCUCUGGACGGCAAUGAUUUGGGUGAUGAUGAAGCCGAUGCAGCCAAAGAUGAAGAGUCUGGUUCUUUCUUACUUGACAUCUCUGAAGAGACGGACAAAACGGAAUUGGUUGAGGAGGACAUUGACUGGUGGUCGAAGUAUUACGCCUCACUGAGUGAUUAUGAUAAAUGUGGAGAUUACAUAGAGCGUGGCUACGACAAGAUAAUUGUGUAUGAGCAAGAGCUUGAAAAAGUGGACGUUUUUGAAAAGUUCCAAGACAUGGUUAAGACGUUUGAACUUCAUCGUGGAAAAGCCAAACCUGGAGAGGACGCCACUGUAGUUGGCGAAUUUAAGGGAGCAUUUCAUGUGUACCCGUUACCAGGCAACCCAAAUCUCCCGCUGCCGCCUCGUAUCCUGAGAAACUUGCCUCCCAGCGAACCGGUUGAGUGUCUGGUCAGAGUUUAUGUCAUAAAGGCUAUUGACCUUCAACCCAUGGAUCCUAAUGGCCUGGCUGAUCCGUAUCUAGUCGUAUCUCUCGGGAAAACUAAGAUCAAGGAUCAAGACAAGUAUAUUCCUAACACGCUGAACCCUGUCUUUGGAAAAGAUUGGAAUGACAAUAUCUCCUCACAUGGGUCCCCCUGAUCAACGCCUUGCCUUGCACUUGCUGAACGGUUUACCACUGGUGCCAGAGCACGUGGAAACGCGACCGCUGUACAACACCUUGCAGCCUGGUGUAGAACAGGGAAAACUUCAGAUGUGGGUGGACAUUUUCCCUAAAAAUUAUGGACCGCCAGGGUUACCGUUUAACAUCUCACCCCGAGAGCCUGGAGAGUACAUGUUACGUGUCAUCAUAUGGAACACGAGUGAUGUCAUUCUUGAGGAAGUGUCUGCUUUGGGUGAAGCGAUGAGCGACAUUUACGUGAAAGGAUGGAUAUCGGGGAUUGAUAAACAAGAAAAGACAGAUGUUCACUACAGGUCUCUAGACGGUACAGGCAACUUUAACUGGAGAUUUCUGUUCCCGUUCUUGUAUAUUCCGGCCGAAAAAGUCAUGGUUGUAAGAAAAAAGGCACACUUCUGGAGCCUUGAUAUAAGAGAGCAGAGGAUUCCCCCUAAACUGAUUCUUCAGAUCUGGGAUAACGACCUUUUCUCUCCGGACGAUUUCCUCGGUACGUUAGAAUUGAACUUAAACAAAAUGCCAAAACCUGCCAAAAAUGCCCGCAAGUGCAGCUUAGAUCAGCUUCCAGGAUUGAAAGACAAACCGCGACGAAACAUAGAGACAGUGUCACUGUUUGAUCUGAAGCGAACAAAUGGAUGGUGGCCUGCAGUGGGAACGGCGGAUGGAGAGCAAAUCUUGGCGGGUAAAAUAGAGAUGACUUUAGAACUGUUGACACAACAAGAAGCUGAGGAGAAGCCCGCUGGAACAGGACGAGAUGAGCCGAACCAAAACCCAACACUGGAUCCACCAAAUCGUCCUGCCACAUCCUUUGCCUGGUUCUCGUCUCCUUUCAAAAGCCUGCGUUACAUUUUGUGGCGCCGGUACAAAUGGAAGGUCAUAACAUUCUUGGUGAUCUGUCUCCUAUUAGCUAUGGUAGUCCUGUUUUUUUAUGCAAUGCCGGGUUAUACUAUGAAGAAGAUAAUCGGUGUUUGAAGACAACCAAUCUCAGCAUUUUACCACAGUAUUAUCAGUGGGGAGACCACAAUUAACAGGGGUAGUUGUACGUGAAAUCGACAUGAGGCUGGAGACUUUAAGGGAGCGUUUCUCUCCGAAUGUCAACAAUGACCCAAGAACGGUUUAGCAACCUAUCGCUACCAGACAGUUAGAAAGAAAAGACAGACUUUCCCUUCUUGACAUUGCCAACGAAUUUACUGACCGUAACUGCAGCAGAAAGUGAAAUUUUGGUAUCGUCAAAGAAUACAACAUACAGUAAAUACCUGCCACUACCACAUUACCCUUCGCUGUUUUAUAUUAAUUUAAUAUACCCGAAAAUAUCACUAAUUAAAAUUAGGUUUGUGUCAGUUGUACAUUGUAGAGGAUAUGUGAUAUGUCGAUGAAGCAAUAAUGAAUCUGAUAGAUAUCACAAGGGAUAUUUGGAAAUAAACUUUUUCUCCUAUUAAUAAA